Molecule: messenger RNA, 3816 nt
Organism: Leishmania braziliensis MHOM/BR/75/M2904
Lineage: Eukaryota; Euglenozoa; Kinetoplastea; Trypanosomatida; Trypanosomatidae
Exons: 1
Coding region: 1-3816 (1271 amino acids)
Source: RefSeq, a predicted model, not a curated record
AUGCAGCAGCAACAGCAGCAGCGGCGGUGUCUCUGUCCGCUCUCUUCCGUGUCCUCACCGAAGCCCCCUUCACGGACAGGGCAAGCCGAGGUGAACAACGACGGCGGUCGCGUGGACGGCAAGCACAAUGCCAGCGACAUGCACUGCUACGGCGCACCACGCGCUGAUGAAGAACACGUGAUACAGGCGAGCACGUACGCGCUCUGGGAGCAGCUCUACGCGCCAGCUAGAGUCCCCCUCACUGUAGAGCGCCUCUUGUACCUCCGCCUCUCCGCGAAGAGCAACGGCGAGAACAACGAGGAUCGUAGCCGCCAGUAUUGUGCCGAUGAUCUGCAGUGGGCUGGGUUGCUCUUCGGAGAAAUCGCCGCCCAGUCCGACGUCUCCGCUCCAUCAGUGCCGAUGGUGCCGUCGACUGCAUCGGCGAUGGCAAAGCCUCCCCAUGAAAGCUGCCAAAAUGAGAGGGAGGAAGAGCCGCAGCGGACCCGGAAAGGGGGCAUGCCCGACGGCGCAUCGAGCGUCGCUGCCAAACCCACCGAGCAAGGCGCCUCCGCAGAGGUGGAGCAGGUGCCAGUGCCGACCGCACUGCGCGCGCCAUGCGCCUUCUCCGACUCGUCGUUGGAUGUGCAUCCAGGUUGGAAGGCGGACGCCGCUGCACUAGUCCAGCUGCCGCCGCAGCUGAAGGAGCAGCAUCACCAAGAGUCGCUAGCGAACUCAACGAAGGCUGCGGAGCCGGCACAGCAGCACGUGGCACAGACCUGUACCAACGCUCAAUCGGCCAGUGGCGUGGGUGGCGGACAGGUCUCCAUACCGCGGAGAGCCGUCACACCCCUAUCUCACCCUGACACUGUCUCAGCGUCGACAUCUCUGCCCUCUCUGCUCUCAUCGGUGCCGCGCCCCUCUGACAGCAACCGAGGUGUCGACCAUGGCGGCGGCGGCGGCGGCACUGUUUUGUUGCUGCCCUGCCGAGGAUGUGCCAUGCCCGCCGCCUCGCCGCCUGACUGGGUGUUACCCUCCUCUACAUCGGUCAUCUCGUUCCCAUCCGCGUCGCCGGUGCCUGCAUCCGACGCCGCUGCGGUGGAGGACAGAAUUAAGAAAGCCACGGCGGCCCCCAUGAGCCUUGAGCGGGACGACAGCAAUGAUUGCGGCGACGGGAACGUGGAGGUCGAACCCCGUGACGACACAUGUUUGGUGGAAGCGGCAUCGGCCGCCCCGGCGCAGCACAUGCACACGCGAUCCACGCCCGUGGACGCCAUGAGAGCGGACGAGGAAGACAGGCGCGACGGUCCUGGUGGCGAUGGAGUCUGCAGUCCUCCGUUGGGGCAUUCCGCAUUCAGGGGCGGUGACGAGGAGGGCCGUGGCGCCGCUGAUGAUGAACAAGCACAUACAGUCGCACCACAGGAUGAGUCAGCGCAGACCCCCGGCGCAUGGGAAAUUGCCACCACCACUACCACACCCAGUCGACUUCACCACCAGUGCCACCACCGCAGCUCGCACGACACGGACCCGUGCACAGAAGGGUGCAGGCGUGACAACGAAGAGGGCGCAAAACACACAGGAGGCGGCGAAGAGGAAGACGACGAUGUAGGGUUUCUGUCCCUCACCACAUCUCCAUUAACUGGAGCUCCUGAGCAACGGCGCUCGUGUCCUGUAGGGGGCAGCUAUGCGAAGCUUCCGACGCCAUCGCCAGGGCAGAUUGGGAUGCUGGCGGGCACAAGGCCCGCCCUCCCCGUGUCAGCGCUGCUGUGUAGCCUCAAGAGAAAUGAAGAGGAUAGACGCCAGCUCGACUCGCCGACGCGCCACAGGAUUACCACCAAGGUGUCGACCUCGAUAAGCCCGGUCACGGACCUUGACGGACUCGUCCUCAGUCCACCGCGCCGGCAGCAGAUGCGGCUUCAGCUGCAGCGCUGUUGUCCUCGUCAGCCGAGUGAAGGGGGUGACAUGGAGUACUCCGACCUCACUUCAGUGCCUGAAUCGCAGUCGCCACCGCCUGCCUCCUCAGCCCCCUCUCUGACUAAUUUGGCGGACAGCGGUGCGGGUGCCACAGACGAGCUCCGCGCUGGGGGCCACGCAGCAGACGCUGCCGUGAUGCGCGAUUCGCCACGGCGGGAGACUCACGCAAACAACAAAAGAGAGGCAGCGGCGGCUACGGCGAAGGAAAACGACGCUGAGCCGUGGGACACCACAGCCCUGGAUUUGCCUGUGGAUGAGCCUUGCUCUGCAGAAGCUGAUGAAGACAACGGGGCCAGGUGUGAUGGAGGCCUGGUGGCAUCUGUCACCGUUAGAAUAAUGAACGAGCGUGUUCGCGGCGAUGACGAGAGCGAGGAAAGGGGUGUGGGGACGCCGGCGUCCAUGGUUUCUGUGCCGCGCCAGCCGCCUUCUCUCGCGCGGCCCGACGGCGGCGCAGAGCCGCAAGGUGUCCAUGAUGAAGGCCAUGCGGUGUGUGGGCCAUCAAGCGGAGCGAAGGCGGGGAGCAACGAUGGAGAAAGAGCGGCGCGUACGGCAAACGCUGUCCUUGUCUCCCCCUCCUCGACCUCGCCUUCACCACCCCAUGUGAACCACGAAUCAUUCUGGUCACCAAAGCAUAGUGAAGACCCACAGCAGCGACAUCAGCAGCUCUCUCUGCCCGAGGUCACGGCGGCACGGCGCUCAGUCUCCAGCAUGGACUUCCGGUGGGCUGACGAGGCCGAUAGUGUUUUGCGUCGGCAACAGCAGCGGCUACGCUCGCUGCAGGCAGUGAGGACCGCAACGCUUGCCGGCAGCGAUGUGCGUCGCAGCCCGAGUACAAACCGGUGCAGCCCAGGCGACGGCCCUCGGCACUACGUCCCGCUCUCUCAAGAUGGCGGGAGCGUCCAAGGCAGCCAGGAUGGGAACGGCGCAAGACGGGCACGGUUGUACGGAGGCUCAGAGACAUCGUACAGCGUCUCGCCUCAGCCACAGGAACCCAGAGCGUACAACUACUCCGAAAAGUUGGUGAUGAGAUCAGAAGCCACUAGGGUUGAAACAGUGGCGUCGCGCACUGACGGCAGCGGCAUCGCGACAGAGCUGAGGGAAGUCGCGUCCUCAUCACACCGUUCGGGCAAAAGCGAAGAGUUGGCGUGCCUCAGCAUCAGUCGCAGUGACGAGAGACUUGCGGCAGUAGCCGCAGCAACAGCGGUAGAUGACGCGUCAGUGCUGCGCACAGACCAACUGCUCCAACAACAGCAACAGCAGCCGUCGCCUCGCCACGCUGGUGUUAAGCGACAGCGCGAGAACCACGGCGGCAAUGACGACAGCAGCGACGCAGCGCGUGCUCGACACUCGCCGGCGCCGUCGUGUGUGCCAGUGUAUAACCAGACAACGAAAGAAAAGGGUGACUGCAGCGGUGACGGUCAGCCAGUCCAGCGCCGACACCGAGCUGACGAUCGCGUUCGUGGACGUCAGCGUCUGCGAGGGGACGUGGUUGUGACAACCACCACGAGGAUGAUUUCGAGCCCCUCACCGGCGAAUGUAUUCGCGCUUCCGCGUACCAUCACUGCGGAUCCUGCGGCACCCAUCGCCGCUCCGCCAUUCACCACCAUGACAACCCCCCUUGCAGGCCCGUCGCUUUCGCGGCUGCGUACGGUUACUGUGAACUCUGUCGACGCCCCUCCAGCUGCUCAGGCUCAGAAAACCGCGAAAGGAAAGCCCACUCGUGUUGGGGUUGCAUCAUCUGCAGUCAUUACUGCACCCCCGCUUUCACGCAAGAAUGCGAGCAGCAGAGCACACAAGAAUGCGCCACGUGCGGCGCGCCGUCCGCCUUCCCUCGUGGCCUUGAAGAAGCAGCGCGAAACAGAAUAA